AUGGCGCAACAACAACAUCAGCAGCCUUCAACGCCCGCCGGCACCGGUAAUUCCAUCUUUGGCGGGCCCGCUCACCUCCAACAGCCCGCCGGCCUCCUCGCUCAGUCUUCGUUCUCGUCCUUCUCGACAGCACUCACACCUGCUUCGGCCGCAUCGUCGAACAAUACCUACAUCAUGCCGAACUCGCCGCUCAAGCACCGCGCCGCCAUGGACGGCUACCGUCCCAAAGUCACACGCACUCUCGGCCAGCGCCCGGCCUGUCUCGUCAAUGCCUCAGUGACGUAUUGUGGUAACAACCAGAUUUAUGCCUUCGGAGGCUUUGACCAGUACACCGACGAGGUUUACAAUCAUGUGUUGCGACUGGAUCUUGUCAGCCACCAGUGGAACCUGGUCGAUAACUACGGGGACAUCCCCGGUGUUCGGAUGGGCCACACGGCGACGCUGUACAAGGGAGACAAGCUGUUGGUUUUUGGAGGCGAGAACGAACAUCGAACUUAUCUCUCGGAUCUUAUCAUCUUUGACUUGAAGACUGCCCACUGGACACAGCCACAAGUGACGGGACCUAUUCCCAAAGGCCGCGCUCGCCAUGCUGCUGUGCUACAUGAGGACAAGCUCUUUAUUGUGGGUGGUAUAACAGGCCAUGACAACUAUGUGUUGGACGACAUAUGUUAUUUGGAUCUUAAGACUUUCACCUGGUCCAAGUCGUGGCGUUUUGUUGGGCGGUUCGAUCACUCUGCAUACAUUUGGAGUGACAGGGUCUGGGUGUUUGGUGGCUUGAGUGAAGAUAUGGACAAGGUUAGUGACCUGUGGUGGCUGGAUCUCAAGGGCAACCCAGCGUUUGAGUCUCCUCCACAUAUCGGCACCCUCGAUCGAUCCGGUUUAUCUCGAAGUGCGGCAUCACCACGGCCAUCGUACCCUUCCGUCCAGUCUACAGCUGUGGGCUCUUCCGGUUAUGCUGCCAACUCUAGGACUGCACAGGUCAACCCACCGUCAUUUCACCUGAAGACAUAUGCGCCACAAGCACCCGGGGCCAUUUCUGCGCUCAAGUUUGUCAGCGGCCCUAAUGUCCCAUCUCAGAUGCAAGGCAUCCAUUUCCAUGUCUACUCCUCAGGAACACUCCUGGACUUUGUAACACCAGCAGCUACGAUUACGUCAAAAGAAUGCUCACUAUCAGCCUUAGAUUUGGCAGCCUUACGGUGGCAGAAGCUUGCAGAAGGCCGAGAGAUAUUCAAGCCAGGCUAUCGGUGGCAUUACUGCACUAUGAAUGAAGAUGGCACGAAAGCAUGGCUGCUCGGCUGCCCUACCGAUCCAGGGGCUAUUGAUCUCGGGGCUAAUGGCCUGGAGGAGUAUCUUUCGGACAUUAUGGAAAUUGAUCUGCGGCGCUACGGGUUCCUAGGAAACAACAUGGCUCCAGAGCCUCGCACCACCCGCCCGUCCUCCCGCACCCGGCACGUCGAAACACCUUCCAAGGGCCUUGGUGAUGAUCUGGCGAAGCUCUUCAACCAGCCCCCAGAAUCAGGCAGCGGCACGGAUUUCAUCGUCACCGCGCUCUCGAGGGACUUUGACGAGGAAGAGGUUAUGGGCUCGGCACUCGUCCACGCCCAAGUAGACUCUGUCGGCGACACGGACCCCGACCAGACCUGGCUGUCACCAGACACGCCUACCUCCCCACCCAUCCACGUUCAUCGGCUCAUCCUCCAAGCCCGUUGGCCGCACUUUGCCCGGCUGUGGUCUUCUCAGAUGGCCGAGUUUCACACCAAAAAAAUGCACAUUCCUGAACCAUACUCUGUCGUCAAAGCAUUCUUGUACUACCUCUACACUGACCGGAUCGAUCCGCCUGAUCAAAACGGCAACGAAACCACUGCCGACUUGGCUGAUGUAGCGGGCUUGUUGGUCAUGUCGAAUAUUUACAACAUUCCUCACUUGAGACUGUUGUGCGUGAAUAGAUUGUCAAAGGAGCUGGAUGUGGAUCAUGCGUGCAUUAUCUGGUAUUGCGCGGGGUUGUCGAACGAGGAGUGGUUGAGGAAGCGGGCAGCGAACUUUUGUAUGACGCACUGGGGGAGGAUCGUGAGGACGGUUGGGUUUCAGCGGUUGCCGAGGAAUGCGCUGGUGGAGCUGAGCCAGGAGGUGGAUAGUGAGGGGAGGGUGGUGGCGGGCGAGGAACUGGAUAUGAUGCAGGUUGGGUUUGGGGUUGGCGGAAUUGAUAGGGGGGGGGGGCUGGGGAGGAAGGAUAGUGUGGGGAGUGGGGGGAGUGAUCAAGAGGGUGGGAGAGGGGUGAUGGAGAGUGAUGGGCAUGAGGAUGGAGAGGAAGAGGAGGAUGGGAUGGAGAUGAGUUAG
Podospora anserina S mat+ is the source of this 2337-nucleotide messenger RNA. RefSeq lists its product as uncharacterized. The transcript is spliced from 2 exons. Gene Ontology annotation, molecular function: protein binding. Bases 1 to 2337 code for a protein of 778 amino acids. Lineage: Eukaryota; Fungi; Ascomycota; Sordariomycetes; Sordariales; Podosporaceae. The record is from RefSeq and is a predicted model, not a curated record.